ACACAAAACACAUUCAUCGCAUCUGGACGGCCUUUUUUUAAGAAUGCUUAGUCCAAUAUCUUUCAUCAGGCCUUCUUAUUAUAUAAAUUCACUUCGAUUAACAUCUUCUUCGCUUUACAAACCCUCCUCCUACUCUCACAUUCCCAUUUUCAGAGCUUCUUCAAUUUCAACUUCCUCUUCAGCAUCAACUGUUGUUAUGGAUCAAGAUGGAGCUACACGUCAGCACCCCUUACAGGUUGCAAAGCGUUUGGAGAAGUUUAAGACUACCAUCUUCACACAAAUGAGUUCACUUGCCAUAGAACAUGGAGCAAUAAACCUCGGUCAAGGAUUCCCUAAUUUUGAUGGUCCCGAUUUUGUCAAAGAGGCCGCCAUUCAAGCCAUCAAAGAUGGGAAAAAUCAAUACGCUCGUGGGUAUGGAGUUCCCGAUCUCAACGCAGCCAUUGCAGCCCGUUUCCGUAAAGAUACUGGGCUUACAGUUGACCCUGAAAAGGAAGUAACCGUCACUUCUGGAUGCACAGAAGCCAUUGCCGCCACUAUUUUAGGCUUAAUUAAUCCUGGAGAUGAAGUAAUUGUUUUUGCUCCUUUCUAUGAUUCUUAUGAAGCCACAUUAUCCAUGGCUGGUGCCAAAGUUACAUCCCUUACCCUUCGCCCCCCUGAUUUUGCUGUUCCCAUUGAAGAACUCAAAUCCAAAAUCUCCAAAAAUACACGUGCGAUUCUCAUGAAUACUCCACAUAACCCAACUGGUAAGAUGUUCACCCGUGAAGAGCUUAAUCAGAUAGCAUCUUUAUGCAUCAAGAACGACGUUUUAGUCUUUAGUGAUGAAGUUUAUGACAAAUUAGCUUUUGAAAUGGAUCACAUUUCUAUUGCUUCUCUCCCCGGAAUGUAUGAAAGAACCAUCACUUUGAACUCAUUGGGAAAGACAUUUUCUCUCACUGGUUGGAAAAUCGGGUGGGCUAUAGCCCCGAAGCACUUGAUUUGGGGGGUUAAACAAGCACACUCAUAUCUUACUUUUGCUACCUCGACCCCAAUGCAGUAUGCAGCUGUGGCAGCUUUACGUGCCCCGGAUUCUUACUAUGAGGAGUUGAGGAGAGAUUACCAGGCUAAAAAAGACAUUUUGGUGGAGGGUUUGAAGGAAGCUGGGUUUACAGUUUACCCCUCAAGUGGGACCUACUUUGUGGUGGUGGAUCAUACACCUUUUGGGCUUCCGGAUGAUGUUUCGUUUUGUGAGUAUUUGAUUAAAGAAGUUGGUGUUGUGGCGAUUCCAACCAGUGUAUUCUAUUUGGAUCCGAAAGAAGGUAAGAAUCUUGUUAGGUUUACGUUUUGUAAGGAUGAAGAAACUCUUAGGAGUGCGGUUGGAAGGAUGAAGGAGCGGUUAGUACGCAAGUGAUGCGAUUACUAUUAUGCUAUAAUUUAUGUAUUUUAGGCAUUGAUAAGGCAGGAUACGUGUGAUAUCUUCCUGUAUGUUUUUAUGUUACUCAUUUACUGAGUUUCUGUGUGGAUACAUUCGGUAUUUAUGCAAUAAAACAUGAAGAUAUCAUAUGGGCA
Molecule: messenger RNA, 1545 nt
Organism: Erigeron canadensis
Lineage: Eukaryota; Viridiplantae; Streptophyta; Magnoliopsida; Asterales; Asteraceae
Product: probable N-succinyldiaminopimelate aminotransferase DapC
Exons: 2
Coding region: 44-1387 (447 amino acids)
Biological process (GO): biosynthetic process
Cellular component (GO): cytoplasm
Molecular function (GO): pyridoxal phosphate binding; L-kynurenine:2-oxoglutarate transaminase activity
Source: RefSeq, a predicted model, not a curated record